AUAUGCUUCAGAUAGUGUUAGUUUCGGUUGGAAGGAUUUAACUAAAGGUGAAGAAUAGCUAAAGAGCUCGUGUUACAUCUGGCAGCUGGAACAUUUUGAUUCAGAGGCAAGUUUUCCAUUCCUCUCUCUGUGGACCAAGAGGGACUGGACCAAGGUGUCAGACCCUGUGGCUUGGCCCCUUGUGCAUAGGGAGAAACAGCAGCAGCCACCAGGAGCCUGAAAGAGGUGCACUUUGAAAUCCCCACGUCCUCGGAGCUCCUUUCUCACAGAUCAGCCAGGAGCAGCUACAGCUGAAUGGUCGGAAGGGUCAAUGAUUGUAUCUUGCGGGUGAAUGAGUUUGAUGUGUCGGAAGUCUCGCACAGCAAAGCAGUGGAGGCACUAAAAGAGGCUGGUUCCAUUGUGCGAUUGUAUGUUCGUCGAAGAAGACCUAUUCUGGAGACUGUUGUAGAGAUCAAGCUGUUCAAAGGCCCUAAGGGUCUGGGCUUCAGUAUUGCUGGCGGAGUAGGAAAUCAGCAUAUUCCUGGAGACAACAGCAUUUAUGUUACUAAGAUUAUUGAUGGAGGAGCAGCCCAGAAAGAUGGAAGAUUGCAAGUUGGAGACAGACUUCUUAUGGUAAAUAAUUACAGUUUAGAAGAAGUAACACACGAAGAAGCAGUUGCGAUACUGAAGAACACAUCAGAUGUAGUUUAUCUAAAAGUUGGAAAGCCCACCACCAUUUACAUGACUGAUCCUUAUGGCCCACCAGAUAUUACACACUCUUAUUCUCCACCCAUGGAAAAUCAUAUACUCACUUCUGGCAACAAUGGCACUUUAGAGUACAAAUCGUCUUUGGCCCCUAUCUCACCAGGAAGAUACUCGCCCAUUCCAAAGCACAUGCUUGUGGAGGACGACUAUACCAGGCCUCCUGAACCUGUUUACAGCACUGUGAACAAACUGUGUGAUAAGCCACCUUCUCCUAGGCACUAUUCCCCUCUCGAAUGUGACAAAAGCUUCCUUCUUUCAGCUCCCUACCCCCACUACCACGUAGGCCUGCUCCCUGACUCUGAGAUCACCAGUCAUUCCCAGCACAGCACUGCAACGCGUCCACCCACAAUGAGCUUACAACGGACCAUUUCUGUGGAAGGAGAGCCUCGAAAAAUCAUCCUGCACAAAGGCUCCACAGGACUUGGUUUUAACAUUGUAGGAGGAGAAGAUGGGGAAGGCAUUUUCGUAUCUUUCAUCUUAGCAGGUGGGCCUGCUGAUCUCAGCGGAGAGCUACAGAGAGGAGAUCAAAUUUUAUCUGUGAAUGGUAUUGAUCUUCGAGGUGCUACCCAUGAGCAGGCUGCAGCUGCACUAAAAGGAGCAGGGCAGACGGUAACAAUCAUAGCACAAUAUCAGCCAGAAGAGUACGCUCGAUUUGAGGCAAAAAUCCAUGACCUGCGUGAGCAGAUGAUGAACCACAGCAUGAGUUCUGGGUCCGGCUCCCUGAGAACUAAUCAGAAGCGGUCACUCUAUGUCAGAGCCAUGUUUGACUAUGACAAGAGCAAAGACAGUGGCCUCCCAAGUCAAGGACUCAGUUUUAAAUAUGGAGACAUCCUCCAUGUUAUCAACGCUUCUGAUGAUGAGUGGUGGCAGGCGAGGAGGGUCACGCUGGAAGGAGACAGCGAGGAAAUGGGAGUUAUACCCAGCAAAAGGAGGGUUGAAAGAAAGGAGCGUGCUCGCUUGAAGACAGUGAAGUUUAAUGCAAAACCUGGUGUGAUUGAUGCAAAAGGGUCAUUCAAUGACAAGCGUAAAAAGAACUUCAUCUUUUCACGAAAAUUCCCAUUCUACAAGAGCAAGGAGCAGAGUGAGCAGGAAACAAGUGAUCCAGAACGGGGACAAGAAGACUGCAUUCUUUCUUAUGAACCUGUCACAAGACAGGAAAUUAAUUAUACUAGACCAGUUAUUAUUCUGGGUCCUAUGAAAGAUCGGAUCAACGAUGAUUUGAUAUCUGAAUUCCCUGAUAAGUUUGGAUCGUGUGUACCACAUACUACAAGACCAAAGCGUGAUUAUGAAGUAGAUGGGAGAGAUUAUCAUUUUGUCACUUCAAGAGAACAAAUGGAAAAGGACAUCCAGGAGCACAAAUUUAUAGAAGCUGGGCAGUACAAUGAUAAUUUAUAUGGAACUAGUGUGCAGUCUGUGAGAUUUGUGGCAGAAAGGGGCAAGCACUGUAUACUUGAUGUAUCAGGAAAUGCUAUUAAGCGACUACAAGUUGCACAACUGUAUCCCAUUGCUAUCUUCAUUAAGCCUAAAUCUUGGGAACCAUUGAUGGAGAUGAAUAAACGUCUUACAGAAGAACAAGCCAAGAAAACCUACGAUCGUGCAAUUAAGUUAGAACAAGAAUUUGGAGAAUACUUUACAGCUAUUGUCCAAGGAGAUAGCCUAGAAGAUAUAUAUAAUCAAUGCAAACUUGUAAUUGAAGAACAAUCUGGGCCUUUCAUCUGGAUUCCUUCAAAGGAAAAAUUAUAAAUUAGUCACUUCACAUCUGAUAAUGAGAGAAGAAUAUUUAGAAGAAAACUAUAAUAUACUAUUUGGAGGCUUUCCUGUUUUUGUUGCAUUUAUGUUCUUGCAGUCAAUGUGAAUUUUUAUGAAUGUACAACACAAAGUGUUUGAAGCCAUGAAGGACACUGAUGGGUCAAAAGGGUAGGAACAAAAAGACUUCUGCCCUAUAAAGCAAAUCUGUCAUGUGCUCAAAGCACCAGUUGUAGGUAUAAACUUUUGAUGUGGAGACCCUCUGUCAAGGGGAGCUAGCCACCUACUGUGCCCAAAAGGACAUUCUGAUUGAAUGGCUGAGCUCAGUAUGUUAGUUGUUGAUCGCUUUAAAGAGAAGUUCCCAGCUCUUCAACCUCAUAGAGGGUUUGAUCCUGCAAGGCUCUAAACACUUGACCCCAAUUCAUGUGUAUGUGAGUAGUCCCAUUGACUUGGACUCAUUUGCAAUCUUACUCUACGCUGCACGGUCACAUUGACUUCCAUAGGGCUACUCAUGGGCUUAAAGUUUAGCAUGGGUAUAAGUGUUUCGACAGAUUGGGGCCAUGUGCGCCUUGCAGGAUCAAGCCCAGACAACCUGAUCCAGUUGCUACUGAAGUCCGUGGAAGGACUCCCAUUGACUUGACAAGGAGCUGGAUCUGGUCCUUAGCUUGUCAUUGCACAUCUGUAGUUGGUACACCUCGACUUUGGUAACUAUGCACAUCCUUUGAUUUCUGAAAACAAGACAAGCAUUUCCUUUUCUCCUCUAGAUACUCCGUGACAUCAGGAAACAAUAACCAUGUAGAUUAUGUUAAGGGAAUUUGGGGGUAGAAAGGGAAUGGAAGCAUUUCCCAUCGUGUGUAUGCACACACACACACACACACACACACGAACACACACACACACACACACACACACAGUAGGAUUCACAGUACCUAAACUGACAAAGAGGGAUACAGCUGGGAAAAGCUUUAAAAUUUUUGAUUGUCUAUUUUAUCAUUUAUACAGACAGAAGGCACUUAAAGAUGGAAUAAUUUAUAAAAUAAAAAAUAUAUUGAUGUAUAGAAACUAAUUUCUAUAGGUGAAAAAAUGUUUUUGUGAGAUAUUUUGUAAAGAUUAAUUAAUGGAAAGAUUAAAUAUUUACACCCUGGUCUGGCUGUAAAAUGUAACGAGGACCCUCAAGUUGCAAUACCCCUUUUUGCAACAGAUUCUCUAAUAAUAUUGACAAACCAUCUAAUUUCUUAAAUUGUAGAUGUCAAUUUGUUUUUUGAAGGGUUUUUUUCCCCUCAAUCUAAUCCUCCUUCUUUCUUUUAUUUAACCAUGAUGAACUCCUGUGGAAAGAACUCUUCAAUUGACUGCCGUAUAGGAUAGAUAUUUUUUUUCUUAAGUGUAAACAUGAGGCAUCUUUAAACCGAAGCUGAUUAUUUUUUCCAGAAGCAAAAUCUCAGUGACUCAAAUGCAGUUUAUGAUUUUCUCCUCCAAAGGGAACCAUAAGCUUCAUUUGAAAAUGUUUUAUAAUUGUUCCUGAUUCUUUAAGUGAAAUACAAAAAGCGCUUAUUCUUUUUUGCCAGUAGACCACAGAAUAAUUUGUAUCUUCAUUUCAUUUCCUGGUCAACAAGGGUUUCAAAAGAUGAUAUGGAGCAGUGGACCUUUGUGGGGGAUUUGGGGAAAGUCUGUGGAAUUUCAAUUUGGGGUACGUGGGGGUGGGGAGUUCAUGUUUUCUGUUUCACUGGGCCCUUCCGUUGUCUACUGAUGACAUACUUCACUGUAGCAUACAAGGAGGAUUCUUAGAAAAUACAUGACGUUGUUAAACUGAAUCGCCUUUGCUGCUGCUUGACCACGUUUUAUGGAAAACCUGCAGACUCCUGCCUAGUUCACUAUGGGAGUCUGACAUUUCUGAGCUGGUGGCUGCUUCAACCCUACCUUUUAAGACUAUUUUAUAGGCAAGCACUUAAGUUAUCUGAAUGAGCAAGGGAAUAUUCAGUUACUUGCCUGUUCAAGACUUACAUUGCUACACGCUAUUAACCUAUGACAAGUACCUCCAGCUGCCCUUGAGAUGAGCAGAUUAGCUGGAUGUUCCUAAUACAGCCAUCAGCAGUGACAGGGUUAAUAAUUAUGGACACUUCAUGGGCUAUCACUAGGCUUCAUGGUUAAUGCCCAAUUAAGAUGAUUAUGAGAAGUUGUUGCUUCUUUUAAUUGCUAAUUUAUCUGCCUGGUCAGCAGACAACAGUGUAUCAGUAGAGUCUCCAAGUGAUCUUCAUAACCAGAAGGGCUAGACAUUUUUUUUAAAAGCUAACCGGAUAAAUGAAAGCUUAGUUUUUUGGAUACAUUUGCCGAAAUCCACACGAUGACCCCAGAUCUUUGGAAAUCAUGGGUUUUUCCAUGUCAGCAAAGUACCAUUGUCUCAAUUUAGGCUUUAGGCCAUCUAAACUGAAAACCAAGUAUCCUAAAGCAGAAACUUCCGUUCUAAUUCUCAGCUCUGUUUUUAAGCAAUCCAAUCUGCUUCUUUGUUUCUUAGUUCAGCAUGGAGCUUUUUAAGAUACUAUUAGUAAAUGUUUUGUUUUGUCAUGUGCUGUGCUUUACAGUGAACAGUAACACUAUGGCUGAGUACAAUCAGUUCUCCAUCAGUCCUUGGUUACUGUAGUAACAUAAUUUAUUUUUCCCUGUCUGUUGUUU
This is a messenger RNA of Alligator sinensis (Chinese alligator), 5160 nucleotides long. Its product is annotated as disks large homolog 2. Lineage: Eukaryota; Metazoa; Chordata; Crocodylia; Alligatoridae. Gene Ontology annotation, cellular component: neuromuscular junction; neuron projection; postsynaptic density membrane. Gene Ontology annotation, molecular function: kinase binding. The transcript has 19 exons. Gene Ontology annotation, biological process: chemical synaptic transmission. Bases 295 to 2487 code for a protein of 730 amino acids. The record is from RefSeq and is a predicted model, not a curated record.